Messenger RNA from Melanotaenia boesemani (Boeseman's rainbowfish), 5668 nucleotides. RefSeq names its product phospholipase A2 receptor 1 (gene pla2r1). Gene Ontology annotation, molecular function: signaling receptor activity. Lineage: Eukaryota; Metazoa; Chordata; Actinopteri; Atheriniformes; Melanotaeniidae. The record is from RefSeq and is a predicted model, not a curated record. Bases 164 to 4633 code for a protein of 1489 amino acids. The transcript has 30 exons. Gene Ontology annotation, cellular component: signaling receptor complex; plasma membrane.
CUCCGUCAAACGUGACGUCGCUGGUUCCCCGCUGAAAAACUGAACUUUUCCACGAAUGAAAAACAGCGAAUCCAAAAAUACUCUCCCCCUCUCUUUCUCUCUCUGACCGGACGCCUCGGAAUAUGCGGACGCUUGCUCGUGGACACCGCAUCCCGCUGUCAAAAUGUUAACGCACUCGCCUCGUCGCAUCGACUCCGUGACUGUUGUGGCGGUUUUUUGUGUAACUGUAUUGUUGGCGAAAAGCUGCGAGUGUGUCACCGAGGAGGACGAUGAGGUGCUGGAGAAAAAGCAGCUCACGGAGUUUUACAGAAAGGGCUUGUUUAUCCUGGAGAGUGUGCCACUCAAACGCUGCAUCACAGUGGAUCGCUCCAAUGUGGUGCUGGAAGACUGCGAGCGUCCCACACGCCGCAUGUUGUGGAAGUGGGUCUCUCAACAUCGUCUCUUCAAUUUGGGCACCAGCAUGUGCUUGGGCCUUAACAUAUCAGAUGCUAUGCAGCCUCUCAGCAUGUUUGAGUGUGACAUGGCUUACCCUGUGCUGUGGUGGCGCUGCCGUGGAAACAUGCUCUACGGGGCAUCCCAGUGGAAGGUGACUGUGUCUGGACGCUUGGUGGUGGUAAAAAAGAACAUUUACCAUGAGUGGAAAAGGUACAACACUCCAAAUGAGGGACCAUGCUCAUUUCCAUAUGAAGAUAUUCACACUUUGUUGGGAAAUUCACACGGAAUGUCCUGUGCUUUCCCCUUUAAUUAUAACAACAAAUGGUAUGCUGAGUGCACAACUGAGGGGCGUGAGGACCAUCUUCACUGGUGUUCGACCACCACUCGCUACGAUCUGGCUGAAAGAUGGGGCUUCUGUCCGGUGAAAGAUUACAGUUGUGAACACUUCUGGGAGUCAAAUCAAGAGCUACGAGCUUGUUACCAGUUCAACCUGUACACCAUCCUUACCUGGAGUCAGGCGUUGUCAACCUGCCAGGCUCAAGGUGGAAACCUGCUCAGCGUCACCAGCCUGGCAGAGCACAGGUACAUCAGAGAUCGACUGUCAAGCGUUGGAGCGAUGGUAUGGAUUGGGCUAAACCACCUUAAUGAUGGACAUGGGUGGCAGUGGUCUGAUGGAGCGCCUCUAGCACUAGUGAAUUUCACCACAGCUCUUCCCACCAGCCCUCUGCAGGACAACAGACAGUGUGGUGUUUACAACUCAGCCUACGAAGGCCACUGGCAGAGUCUGUCCUGUGAGUCUGCUCUGCCAUACAUCUGCAAGAAGACACCUAAUGACACCUACAGAGCUGAGCCGCUAGAGAACUGGCAGUAUAUUCGUACCGAAUGUGCUGAUAGCUGGUGGCCUCAUAAUGGUUUCUGCUACCAUGUACUGCCAGAAACAGAAGCUGGAAGCUGGGAGGAGUCUUCCCAGGCCUGUGGCUCUCAUGGAGCAAACCUCACCAGUCUCCAAACUUUGUCAGAAGUGGAAAUGCUGCUGAUCCUCCUGGCCAACUUUUCUGGGCAGAGUACUGAGGUCUGGAUUGGUCUAUGGAAACGUGCAUCGUCACCAACUGUAGAGUGGUUUGAUGGCUCACCAGUAACUAUUACUCUUUGGCACCAGUAUCACCCUGUUCUCAACCUGACAGAUGUAACGCUCUGUGCCAAAGUGGACAGAGAGAAAGGCAACUGGCUUUUGGGCUCAUGUGAUGAGCGGCUGCCUGCUGUGUGCAGAAGAGAGAGUCAGAAUCCAGUUCAGCUCCAUGGAACCUGGGAUGAAGGAUGUCCUGUGGGGUGGAGGCGGCAUGGUUAUUCUUGUUACACUGUGACUAGUCAUGAACAAAACUAUGAAAAUGCACUGAAAGGAUAUUACUGCAAGGCUCCUCUUGUUACUAUAGAAAACAGGUUUGAGCAGGCAUUUGUCAACAGUUUGCUGAGUGCGAGUGGAGCCAACAGUAGCAUGCAUUACUGGAUCGGUCUCAUAGACCAGGAGAAGGAGGGGACUUACAGCUGGCUUCCUCACAAUGGCUCAGCUCUGCCUCUCAUCUUCACAAACUGGAAUAAACACCAGCCAGUCAGUGCUGGUGGAUGUGUUGCCAUGUCAGGUGGACCUGCUCUGGGUCACUGGGAGGUGAAAGACUGCAAGUCACACAAGGCUCUGUCCGUUUGCAAGCAGAGUGUGAGCAGCUACCAUGACAUUGAGCUGCCAGAGCACCACAUUGAUGCUUAUGCCCCCUGUCCUCCAGGCUGGGAAUCACACUCUGGGUUGCUCCACUGUUUUAAGGUGUUCCACGAUGAGAAAGUCCUGAUGAAGCGCUCCUGGGUGGAAGCGGACUUCUUCUGCCAGGCCCUUGGGGCUCAGCUGGCCAGUUUCCAGCACUAUGAAGAACAGCUUUUUGUCAAGUACCUGCUCAGUACCAUGUUUGAAGGAACAGAGGGCCGCUGGUUCUGGGUUGGUUUAAAUAAGAGAGACCCUGAGCAUCCUGGAGUCUGGGAGUGGUCUGAUGGUUCUCCAGUUGUGAAGUCUUUCAUUGAAGAUAAAAAUGAGGAGGAUGAUAGGAGGGACUGUGCUGUGUACAGUGACCUGACCAACACUGUUACACCACAGCCCUGUGAUAACAAACAUGAGUGGAUCUGCAAGCUGUCAAGAGGUGAUAAACUAAAGAAACCGUACUGGUACACUGAGCAGAGUGAACCCUGGGUGUUUUACCGUGGAGCUGAGUACCUGCUGGCCAAGCAGCCCUUCGACUGGCACUCUGUUUCUCUGGCCUGUCAGAUGAUGGGAGCCCAUCUGAUGUCCAUUCACUCCAGAGAGGAGCUGCACUUUGUCAAGGAGCGCUUGCGACGGCUCUCUUUGGGCCCAACUGACUGGUGGAUUGGCAUGUCCAUCGGCCUGCCUGGAGAGGAGGUCAGGUGGAGCGAUAAGACAAUGAUUGAAUUUCACAACUGGGCUGACGGGAGUUUUGACAGUAGCCUUAAAAAACAUGGGAUGUGUGUCACCAUGAAUUCCUCAACAGGAAAGUGGUCCACAAGUAAAUGCAACAACCUCCAUGGCUAUGUGUGCAAGAGAAGGACAGUUUCUGUGGUGGAGACCCCGAGAGAGCCUCACUAUAUUGGAGGAUGUCCAGAGAAGUGGCAGUACUUCGGACAUAAGUGUCUUUUGCUUCACCUCCCUGGCAGUCCAAAGGAGGGAAAGAGUUGGAAAGAUGCCCAGUCCAUCUGCUCCUCGUUUGAAGGUUCGCUGGUUGCCAUAGAAGAUGAGAUUGAACAAGCAUACAUCACCAUGUUACUCCAGGGGAGCUCAGUAGGUGUGUGGAUUGGUCUGCGGGAUGAAGACACAAUGAAAUGGACCAAUGGAAAACCAGUCAGCUACACUAACUGGUCUCCUAUUGAGCCAAAGAGCUACCUCACUGAGGAUGAGUGGCUUACUGGCUUUGCUGAUGAACCCCUUUGCACAGUUUUAUCUAACAACCACAACUUCCACCUGACUGGGAAAUGGUACGAUGAGAAGUGCAGCGAGAGCGGGUAUGGAUUUGUUUGUCAAAAACCCCAAGACACUUCCAAACCCCCCACCCACUCCUAUCACCACCCUCUUCCUGACAAUAUUGAGUACAGAGACCGCAGCUACAAGGUUGUCUCUGGCAACAUGAGCUGGUAUGACGCGAUCCGUAUGUGCACAGAAAGUCAUUCAGACCUAGUGAGCGUUACAGAUGCCUACCACCAGGCUUUCCUUACUGUCCUUGUCAAUAGAUUGGCAGUCCCACACUGGAUUGGACUGCAUAGCCAAGACAGUGGCAUCAAUUAUCAGUGGUCAGAUGGCAGUGACACAGUGUACACACACUGGGAUGCAGCUGACGAUGAGGACGACGACUUUGUUACCGGAGAGUGUGUGUACAUGGAUGUGAGCGGAGGUUGGCGGAGAGCUGACUGUGAUACCAUGCUACCAGGAGCCCUGUGUCACGUUCUUCCACCAAGCAGUAAACCAUUUGUCUCGUAUGAGAUGACAUGUCCCUCAACUUGGGUGAAAUUCAGACAUGGCUGUUACAACUUUGAACCUGUGGUGGAGAAACUGACUUUUGAAGAGUCAAGAGAGCACUGCAGACGCAAAGUCAACACAUCAGAUGUCCUGACUAUUGAGAGUGAAACAGAAAAUCGCUUUGUUCUGGAGCAGCUGUGGUCCUCAGGGUUAUCUCACCAGACCAUUUGGUUGGGGAUGUACUUCAACAUUGACACUGAUUCUCUGGCGUGGGUGGAUGGUUCACCGAUGGACUACACGAACUGGGCCGACAAAGGCCCAGACACCAAAAUGCUGACCGCAGAUGCUUGUGUUACUACCGGAGUGGUUGAUGGCAUGUGGCACUUGUCAACAUGCACCAAACAGCUCGGCUUUAUCUGCAAAGCUAUUUCAGAUGGAGCUAUGGAGGUGGAAGUGGAACCAUUAAAUGGUUUACAUCAUGGUGUUAUCCCUGCUGCAGUGCUGGUGGCUGUGCUGAUCUUUGCCCUGCUGGCAGGGGCCGUGUGGUUUCUGUACAAGAGGAAUUCUGCAAGUUUUCGAGGCAUCCCCACACUUGGUAGCGCUUAUUACAGACAAACCAGCUCUCAAGCAACAGAGUCAGAUGGGAAUGUGUUGAUCACAGACCUGGAGGCUCACUCAGGAGAAUAGCACCCAAGAUUACUGUUAAUCUCCCGUUCUCAGCCUGCAUCUUGCCGUUUCACCAGCAGGUACAAGUGCCAUGUGACACUGUAAAGCUUUGACGCUGACUCCUCAGGACAGUGCAGAAAUGAUGACAUGUUGGAAGGAUCCCAGUUGCUCUCUAGUUUUGAGUAAUUCAAAACAUGCUUAUGAGACAGAAGUGUGAGCUCUACUUUUUGUGUCGACACUGAAGAGCCCACAUUUGAAUUUAUGUUUGAGCUAAAAAAAGUUACAUAAAUGAGUGGUUGGUAUACUAUGAUAUGGUAUAGUAAGGAAUACUGGAAAGCUUUAAACUAGUUAAGAGGUACUCUGUUUAUUACCUAUGAUACUGAGGUUUGAGGUUUACUUCAGUUUAAUGGGUUCACAGUUCUAAUUUGAUUUGGAUUAAGGUUUCAUAAGAUUUGAAACAGAUGAAGCUCAAUUUUGAUUUACCCAGGGUCAAAAGUAAAACUUUUGACUUAUAAUUUUUCAUAAAUAAGAAGUAGAUGAAUGAUAAAAUGUAAAUAGCUGCAGAAUCUGCUAUCUAAUUUGGUAAAUUUUGUUCAGAAUUCAGGAUCUGAUGAAUUUGAACAUAUGGUACAGAAAUGUUGACAGUAUUACUUUUGUAUUUGGACUUUAUUUUUACAUGUAUACAUGCUGUAUUUUGACAUGUUUUUGUAUGUUCAAACAAAUAGAAAAUAUGUAUAGCACGAGUGAUGAUUGGACCUGGUCUUUCCUCCUGAUUUAUUGACUAAUCAAAGCAAAUUAAGGGAUGUACUUUUUGCACUUUUUUUGCAUUUGAAUAAAUUGAAAUUGGAUUAAAUUUUUCAGAGUUGUGCUGUGUAAUAUUAAGGGGAACAGGAGUUGAUCAGAGGUAUGUAAGAAACAAAGUAUGCUAAUUUUCUUAACAUUUUACCCCUCCACCCCCAAUCUAAUAGGACAGAAAAUUCUCCCCAAGAUGACCACAAUUUAAUAUUUCUUUUGUACAAGUGGCAUUAGAGAAUCCUAAAAACUCAACAGUAAAAA